UGUUUACUUCCUGCGCAGACCGGAAGCCUCACAGGGAGCCGUCUGGAGGUGACCGAAUGGCAAUGAUAAGAAUUUAGUUGCUCAGUAAACGUGAGAGUUAAAUUGUUUUUGCAUUCGGUUGUGAUUCACUGCAGUCAGAAUGGGGUCUCAUCUUGUGCGAAGUUAUAUCACGGAAACCGACACGACUCCAGACCCCCAGCAGCCGUCGGCUUAUGACCCACAGCUGGGCUUCGCGGAGCGGAAGGAGAGAGUUAUGGUGGCCUCGCAGGAGCAGAUGAAUCUGGCAAUGUUGCCGGUGGAGCAGCGAGAUUACUGCGCCCAUAACCUUCUCAAGCUCAUGAAGUGCAAGAGGGACAACUUUCCCAAUUUCCUCGCCUGCAAGCACGAGAGACAUGACUGGGACUACUGUCAACAUCAGGAUUAUGUGAUGCGGAUGAAAGAGUACGAGCGAGAGAGAAGACUCAACCUGAGGAAGAAGAGGAUCGAGACAGAGGCACAGGCAGCAUAAAGAUUCAAUCUUUCUUUUUCCUCAUCACAUCCUUCCCGGUUUUUCUGUGUAUAUAACUAGCUCUUAACAAUAAAGAGUAUCUCAUGAGCCUUCAGAAUGAA
Triplophysa dalaica is the source of this 609-nucleotide messenger RNA. It is a transcript of the gene ndufb7, whose product is annotated as NADH:ubiquinone oxidoreductase subunit B7. The coding region runs from base 140 to 508 and encodes 122 amino acids. Gene Ontology annotation, cellular component: mitochondrion. The record is from RefSeq and is a predicted model, not a curated record. The transcript is spliced from 3 exons. Lineage: Eukaryota; Metazoa; Chordata; Actinopteri; Cypriniformes; Nemacheilidae.